Acipenser ruthenus (sterlet) is the source of this 885-nucleotide messenger RNA. RefSeq lists its product as uncharacterized. Gene Ontology annotation, molecular function: sterol 24-C-methyltransferase activity. The record is from RefSeq and is a predicted model, not a curated record. Gene Ontology annotation, biological process: sterol biosynthetic process. NCBI's taxonomy places the organism in Eukaryota, Metazoa, Chordata, Actinopteri, Acipenseriformes, Acipenseridae. Gene Ontology annotation, cellular component: endoplasmic reticulum. The coding region runs from base 142 to 774 and encodes 210 amino acids. The transcript has 3 exons.
UACUAACAACCUAAUUGCGUGUUAAUUGUAACCAAUUUAAUUUAUCUUACAAAAGCUGUGCUCCAUUGACUGCUCUCGAACACAACGCUGUUUUUCGAUCAGGACUGCCAGCUAGUGCCUUUGUUAAGCCUCAGAGAAGGAAUGCUGGCGAGGAAGCUGACCCAGCAGCUGGGGCACCCCACGCAGUCCCUGGUCGGCUGGCUGGUAAAGCAGUUCCUGGAGAGGCAUAACCGCGUCCUGGAGGAGAGAGCGGUGAGGCUGUGCGAGAUCCAGCCGGACAGCACGGUUCUGGAGGUGGGUUUCGGGCCGGGGCUGGGUCUGCAGGAGGCGGUACAGUACCUGACGGACCCCAGGGGGAAACUGCUGGGGCUCGACUACUCGGAGUACAUGCACAAGCUGGCCAGAGAGAGGCUGCGGGAUCACAUCGCCUCGGGGAAGGUGCAGCUCUUCCAGGGCAGGGUGGAGUCCAUCCCACUGCCUGCCUGCUCCGUGGACAAGGUGUACCACUGCAACUGCUACUACUACUGGCCUGACCUGCUAGCCGGGAGCGCAGAGCUGCACAGGGUGAUGAAACCAGGAGCCCUCAUGGUGACGACCCUCAAACUGGCCUCCCUCAGAAAGGCUGUGUCCCGCGGGGUCAUUCAGGACAAGAAGUGGCAGCCCGAGCCCUACAUGGAGGCCCUGAUCUCUGCUGGGUUCACUGACGUCCGAUUGGAGGAGAAGCAGCACAAGGGGCGGGACUUCCAGGCCAUCUUCGCCACUGCUGCAAAAUGAAGGCGGCGGGCUUGGUUGGCACAGGUGUGGGUGAUAGUGUUGGGCCGCCCGGAAAUGUCAUUGUUUUACAUUUCUUAAAGCAUUAAUAAACACCCCUUUAAUACAAACAUC